Molecule: messenger RNA, 195 nt
Organism: Monoraphidium neglectum
Lineage: Eukaryota; Viridiplantae; Chlorophyta; Chlorophyceae; Sphaeropleales; Selenastraceae
Exons: 1
Source: RefSeq, a predicted model, not a curated record
GUCGGCGGCGACGACGCGACCUUUGGCGCCCUGGAGGAGGCGCGUGGCGAGCUGCGUGACCGCAUCAUUGGGGACGUGCUGCACCCCGUGGACGCGUGGAGGGAGCUGCUGCGCGUGGUCGAGGCGAGCGCCGCCGACUGGGACUCUGGUUUUGCACCCAGCUGGACGAGGGAUUUGGGGCCGCCCGGUCGCAUG